GUUAUGGACAAUCCCGGCAGGCCCGCUGACCGAGUCUUCGUCAGCCAUGGCCACUCUGACCACCCUGGACAGGAGAGUGGAGACUGUGCUGUGGCAUCCGACAGCAGAGAACAUCCUGGGCUUCUCUUCAGACAGAUCUGUCAGGAUAUGGGACGUGGGGACACAGCAGGAAGCUUAUGUGCUAGAGGAUCACAAUGACUUAGUGCAGAGUUUUUCAUGGAAAGAAGAUGGCAGCCUGUUAGCGACAUCUUGCAAGGACAAGAAGAUCAGGGUUCUAGAUCCCAGAGCUGGUUCAACAGUACAGUCAGGUGAUGGCCACCAGAAUGUGCGUGACUCCCGAGUGUUGUGGCUAGGAGACAAGGACAUGCUGUUGUCUGUAGGGUUCAGUAAGAUGCGUGAACGUCAGUACAUUAUGUGGGACCCUCGCAACAUGGGCCAGUCUCUGGCCACGGAAACACUGGAUUCCAACACUGGCCCCAUCAUGCCUCUGUAUGAUGCAGAUACAGGAAUGCUCUUCCUUGCUGGAAAGGGUGACUCUGUUGUCCGAUACUUUGAAGUCACCUCGAAGCAUCCGUACCUCUCAGAGUGCCAGCCCCACAUGAGCUCGGAGCAGUUGAAAGGCGUUGCCAUGGUGCCCAAGCGAGCCAUGGAGGUGAUGGCAGGAGAAGUGAACCGGGUGUUACUGCUGGUGCACCAGGCCAUCAUACCUCUUCCAUACAUCGUGCCUAGGAAGACUUAUCGUGACUUCCAUGAAGAUCUAUACCCUGAUACAGCAUCAGGACAGCCUGCCAUGACAGCACAGGAGUGGAGGGAUGGAGGGAAUAACAUGGUGACGAAAAUCUCCCUGGAUCCAAAGAAAAGGCCCACAGCCCCUUCAAGGCAAAGUGGUGGAGGCCCCCCUCCCCCAGCUGCAAGUACUAGACCCACCCUUCCUCCCAGUAAACCAGUGGUACAAGCCAAGCCACCCACCCAGAACAUGGAGCCUGUGGCAAGCACACCUGUUGAACCUGUGAAGGAAGACAGAAAGCCGCCGGCUGUUCAGGCACCUAAACCAGCUGCUACACCUGCUCCUAAACCAGCUGUUACACCUGCCCCUGCACCUGCAGCGACCAACAGGGAGGUAACGGACAAACUUCCCAGCAAGGACACGGCUACUAAGGAGUCACCAACUGAGGAAUCUGCUAGUCAGAAAGGGAGUAACAGGAAGAGCAUGUUCCUCGCAGGCAUUCCCACGUCCAAGUUCCGCCAUCUGAAGUGCACCACGUUACACAAGUCCUCCCACAUAGUCAACAUCCGGAACCUGAACGUGUCUCUGUUCGGGGAGUGCGACGGUUUCCAUGCCAACCCGGACAGGGUAGCUGUGCCACUGUCUGUCACCGGUGGACAGAUUGCAAUAUAUGAGGUUUCCCAGCCAGGCAGGUUACCAGACACAGGAGUACCUACUGUACAGAAUGGCACCACUGUCAUGGACUUCUGCUGGGACCCCUUCAACAAACGCAGGCUGGCUGUCGCUGCUGAUGCCACAAUCAACAUUUGGCACAUCCCAGAAGGUGGUUUGACUGAGACACUGACAGAGCCUGAGUUUUGCCUUAGAGGUCAUGAGGAGAAAAUCUACUGUAUGAAGUUCCACCCCACAGCGAGCGACAUCAUGGCAUCUGCAUCGUUCGACAUGUCAGUCAGAGUAUGGGACUUGUCAGCCGAGCAACAGGUUUUUAAACUAAGAGGACACACAGACCAGAUUUUCAGCCUGGCCUGGAGCCCAGAUGGACAGUACCUUGCCACGGUGUGUAAGGACGGGAGCAUCAGGAUAUAUAACCCCCGGGACAGCACCCGGCCUCUCAGGGAGGGAGAUGGCCCAGUAGGUGCCAGAGGUGCCAGGGUGGUGUGGGCAUGUGAUGGCAAGUGCCUGGCAGUUACUGGGUUUAGCAGGUCAAGCACACGGACCAUUUUUGUAUUCAGUGCUGAGGACCUGUCUGCACCCCUGACUACUGUAGGCAUUGAUGAGUCUACUACAAUCCUUGUGCCUUAUUAUGAUGAGGACAGCAGGGUGCUGUUCCUUACUGGAAAGGGAGACAGUCAAAUUUUCUCAUAUGAAGUCAGCACAGAGAAGCCCUACCUCAUUGAGCUGGCAACUACAGCCUUCAGCUUACCACAUCAGGGAGUGUCUUUCCUACCUAAGAAUGUGUGUAAUGUCAAGGAUGUGGAAUUUGCACAAGCCUACCAGCUGAACAAAACCACUCUAGAGCCGUUAUCCUUCACUGUGCCAAGAGUCAAGAUGGAGUACUUCCAAGAUGACCUGUUCCCUGACACCAGAGCAUCCUGGGAGCCUGCCAUGACAGCUCAGGAGUGGUUGGAUGGAGGAAACAAAGUACAGAGGAUCGUCAGUCUCAGGCCUUCAGACAUGAAGCCAUUGAGUGAAGCCCCAAAAGAAGCUCCUGCUCCAAAGAAGUAUGAGAGUUACAACCCUGAUACUUACAAGACUGAUGAGCAAAAGAAGGAAGAGCUCAUGCGAGCCAUGGACAGUAAAUUGGAGUUGAAGGGAGACCCUCUACCCCAGGACCUCUGUGAGGGAGUUGACGAUGAUGAGUGGGAUGAUUGAUCACGGCCCGGAGAACUCCCAACCUCCGGAGCCAUCAGGGAUGGGGAUCACCUGCCAAGGGGGAAGAGAUGGAGAAAUCAAUUGAGUCUUCAUCCCUGCACCUCAACCAUGGCCGGGGCAGAGUUGAGACAAUUAUGUGAGCAAAGGGAAGAAGGUCUCCGGUGGAGCACAGUCAUCUCUCUGCUCCAGUGCUGGUAAAUUGGUUGAUAUUUAAAGAAAGAGCAAUUCUAUGCUGCACACUUUGACUUUGGGCAGCAGAAGUUUAGACUUGUAUGUGAGCAAUAUAUCAAAACUGUACUGUAGAAAGGAAGGUCAGUACCCGUACAGUAAAGUUUCUACUUGCGUGUUGUGAAAGUGUGGUAGGAAUACUGUGUUUGAAGGAACAAAAUGAAUAGUCUACUCUAUGCACCAUUGAAUCAGAAUUAUUGCCCAUUUUGUAAUAUUUUGAAUGUUAUGAUUAUAUAACAGUGACUAAACAAAACAGUACAUUCUCCGAUGCAAUGUAAUUAACAUGAGUGGGGUACUUUAUAACAAAUGUCAUAAUUUUUCUAACAAUACAUAUGUAUGAUACUCAAUGCUUAUGAAAACAGCACUGUAGCCUUGGCAGUAUCUGACACCUCAGAGUUCUGUUAUUGAGAUGAAAUCAACAGCACUGUUUCUACAGAUUAGGAGCAUAAUAUUUAUGCCAUGAAUUGUACUACAUGUAAUUCUGCCUAGCAGCAGACACUUUGAUGGCUCGUGAUGAAAGCCAGUAACUCCUUGAAUUCUACAAUAUCAGUUGAAUAUCUUGUAAUUGGUAAAAUAGAAUGAUUGUUGUUUUAGAGAAUUUGAUUACUUAAGUGAUACAAAGAGACUGGGUGUCAUUAAGUUUAACAUUGACUGGUUAAAAAAUUUAUGUACUUUUUUUUUAAUAUGAAUGCAUUAAGUCUGCAAAAUCUAUUUAGCUGUCAUCAUCUUUUCUGCACAGAAAUGAAAUUACUUUGUUUACAUGUUAAUGUAGUGGUUAUUGAAUUAAUGGAACUAACUUAAUAAUAUUGCAAUGCAAUAAUAAAUCAGUAGAACAAAGUUAAUGUGAAA
This is a messenger RNA of Branchiostoma floridae (Florida lancelet), 3676 nucleotides long. RefSeq names its product coronin-7-like. The record is from RefSeq and is a predicted model, not a curated record. Gene Ontology annotation, molecular function: protein binding. NCBI's taxonomy places the organism in Eukaryota, Metazoa, Chordata, Leptocardii, Amphioxiformes, Branchiostomatidae. The transcript has 24 exons. The coding region runs from base 47 to 2599 and encodes 850 amino acids.